Molecule: messenger RNA, 2929 nt
Organism: Amoebophrya sp. A120
Lineage: Eukaryota; Dinophyceae; Syndiniales; Amoebophryaceae
Source: the annotation of a GenBank genome assembly
UUUUCUGGCGAGGCAGAUGGAGAAAUCGGCGCAAAAAAGCACAAUGCACGAGGAAGCAAUGUGCGAAAGCCCGCGCCUGGAGGUACUUCGAAGCACGGUGCGGGAGCUGCUGCAAAAAACAAAGCGAAUGCAAAGGCGUCGACCAAUAAAGCUAAAGCGGGGCCGAAGAGCGCGAAAAACAAGACUGCGACGAAGGCUAAAGCGAAAGCCAAAGCGGGACGAGUCAAAGCAAGCGCAGCAGGUGGAGCAGCUGUAACUACGACCGGCACGAAGCACAAAGGCAAAGAGCAGGGGCCUGGAGGUUCCAAAGCCAAACAAGACCUUCAGCUGGCUCCCGAUGAUGUUGAUGAAGCAUCGAAUCAACCGGCCGUAAGCUCGAAGAAGCGCCUCCCUGUUCCUGCGUUAACGAGAGAAGAAACGGAGCACGCUGUCGCUACUGCAGAAGCGGCCGCGAAUCAAUCAGAGAUUGAAGCUUCGGAGCUGCACCCCGAUCAAGGCGUGGAACAGAGCCAACGGAAAGAGCGCAGUAGUAAGGAGAGAGACGCCGGAACCCGGGGAACGAGGACGAGCAAGAACAUCCUCAAGAACGAGAUGGAUACUCCAACCUUUGCAACGACAAGCACCGCCAUCGUGAGUUAUGGCAGCACGGCAGAAAUAAGUGUCGACAACACACGCGCUUCGCGAGCAGCUGAUCAGUGGUCCGAUGGACCCCGAGAAUCGCCCCGGCCGGUAGUGCAGCCCCUGUCCGCCGCAGCAUUGGAGUCGCUCCCGACGAAGUCCCGACUGCCGCCCCAACCUGAGGAAGAGGAUAGAUCAGGAUGGCCUGAUCCGGCGACAAUCAAUGAUAAGAACUUUAAGCCGGAAUAUGUUGGUCACCAACACGUCGUCAAGCAUCCAGGUAUUUAGAGGAUCCAUCUUCUCGUGAUGUAUUUUGUAAUUGUAUACUACGAUCGUUUUUUAUUUUUUGAAAUAUGGCUUCGAACAGCAAGAUCAACAGGGUGGCAUUGGCUGUUGAUUGGGCCAGUCAGCAGCCAAAAAUGCCAACCCCUUGUCACGACGACAGUCACUGACACUGCUAAUAUUGGAACUACACAGCCGUAGCAUGUGUGCCUGUGUAUUCCGCGUCCGCGAGCAAACUCGAUAUAUAAUCUGCUGGUUGCGGACACACGUCAAAAUAGAGCCACAAUUGUGAACAAUGUGUCCCUCAAAAAUUUCCUACAGAAACGCAGGAGUCGCUUCUAGCGCAAUACCGUCCAUAUAAUCGGCCAGCGGACGCUACCCCACGAGGGGAGAUACCCCAAACAUACGCAUGGUAUUGGUGGCGGAACGAGACGUGGGAGUUAGCCCGGAAACGGGACCCAGUGACCGGCAACUUUUCACGUAUGGCUUACAACAUAGUCAAACCCAAACGACCACCACCUACUCUCUUUCCGCACAACAAGGGCAAAGACCCCAACUUUUCCGAGGGAAAGGGAGCAGGAGCGCCGGCAGGCGAAGGUGAGAAUUCUUUCAAGGGAGGACAGAUGCAUCCUCCUUGGGAGAAAGGCGGGAAGUUCGGCGGGAGCAAGGGAAUGCAGAUGAUGCACGGAGCAGGCAAAGACCACGCGGGCUAUCCGAUGGAGCAACAGCAUGCCUAUCCCGGCGACAAGCAUGGUGCAAAAGGUGGUGGUUCUUACCACACUAGCAAAGGGGGCCACGACUAUGAAGAAGUUUGGUCACACGAAAUGAAUUCAUAUGUGUGGAGGAAAUUGGUACCCGACGACGACGGACCAGGGCCUUCUUCGGAAUUGAAACCUUUCGCAGGGCUUGAAGAUCACCACGAGGACCCUAGUUACUACCAGUCGUGGAGCAAGGGCAAAAAAGGGCAGCACGGUGGAAAGAAAUGGGGGCCGUCGAACGACCCUGGAUCCGCAAACUUUGGCAAGAAGGGCGGUGAAGCAGCGUCUGGCAAGGCCGAUAUCCCGCUGUCGCUGCGCGACGGUAGAUUCGACUUCGACGAACAAAGACGAAGGGAUGAGUACGAGGCUUUGGGCAAAAAAGGAAAAGGACCAGAGCGAUCCUUUCCCAGUAAGUUCGACUUUGACGCCAGCAUGAGACGAGCAGACGAGCGCCAGCCCGAGCGAGAUCAUGCGCGAGGACACGAUAGUCGCGGAAGGGGUAACAACUACGCCAGAGACCACGGCCAGCGGAAGUUUGAUGCCGAGGUGGCGCAGAAUCAGAAAACAGGUCCUGAUGGCGACCGCAGCCGACUCCACGGAAAUGGGCAAAAGCAGAGAUCAUUUGUGUUUCCACCACCUCCACCAGCGCUGGAAAUUUCGCCGGCAGAGGCAGCCGCGGCGCCUGCUCCGUCGGCCGGUCAAGCACGCAUUGAUGAAAAGGAGAAGAAGCUGAAGGAACUCGAGCGCUCCAUAAAGGAAGCAGAGGCCAAACUGCAAGACGCGACCACCGAACAAAUCGAGCGUGAUAUCAUUCAAGAUAUUCUAGACGAUGAGACGAAGCAGUUCCACAAGCUGCAACUCGAAGUGAAGAUCGAGAAAAGGAAGCUCGAAGCGCAGAAACUCCAGAAAGAAAAAGGCGGCGAGCAAAGCAAGCAAAAUCUUCCCGGAGGAGGAGGAGGUGCAGGAGCAGCUGCAGGAACCGGACCGGCGCCGCUACCUAUCGGAGCUCCCGUUGUAAUCGCGGCAUCAUCACCUCCCACACGAGGCGUAGGAGCAGCAGCAGGACCGGCGCCGCUGCCUGUAGGACCACCCGCUGCAAUCAAGUCGUUACCCAUACUACCCGUACCCGUAGGACCACCAGCAGGACCAGGACCGGUGCCUGUAGGAUCCGUAAUUGCGUCGUCUGCACCAGUACAGCCACCGCCUCCUCCACCGGCUGUGCCGGUGCAGCUAGUUGCGACGUCUUCCGCUGGUCGCGAAGUGGCAUCUUC